CGGAAGCCAACAAGGAGAAUCGCUGGCGGAGAGAGUCGCUGGCAGUGAGUGUUCACCUGACAGCAACACUCAGUCUGGUGUAUGUCAUCAGUGCAAUGUGAAACAAUUAUGAUAAUGAAGUGAAGGAAGACGUAAGCCAGGAUGUAUUACCCGGUGGGUGUGCCGAAGAGACUAAGGAUCCCGGGGGAUGAUGAUGGCCAGCUUAAGGCCAUCGUGUGCAACAGAGACAGGAUCCUCUUUGCCAUUCUCACAGAGAGAGCUAUCUGGAUCUGGUUCAGCAGACCAUGUGUGCCUGUUGUUGUCCAUCGUCGAUCUAAUGAAUCGGUCAACACAAUUGGGACCAAUCAACUUCUGGAGUGGAGGCCUGAUUCAUCAAUGAUUGUUGUAGCUACAAAUAAAAAUCAGCUGCUGUUUUAUUCAAUUACUGUGGAUGAAUCUCGACGGGAAGUAUAUGAACAGCGGGAUCCACCUAAUCCAACGUUGAAGCGAGAAUCAGCAGAACUCUAUACUUGUGAAUCAAUACCUCCUCUUAUGUUUUCCACGGCCUUUGAAACUGAAGUAGCUGGAGGAGUUAAAGGCCUGGUUUGUUUACGUGAUGAGUUGAUGGUGGCUACAGGCACUGGUCAUAUACAAAGACUGCGUUGGGAUGGUUCACUAAAUUAUGAUUACUGUGUGGACCUACGCAGGGUUCCCUUCUGUGACGAUCAGCUAGUUAUGAAAGCGGUUCCCCUGGACAUUCCAGGAAUACAUGUAAUAGAUCUAGAAUAUUCUCCUCUGGUGGGAGGCUUUGCAAUUGUUCUUAGUGAUGGUAGAGCUGCAUUUCUCACUGCCUCGACACUUAAAUUUGACCCAAAUGCAGUACAAGGUAUCUGGGCACGGGAACUGGAUGAUGCGACCUGUGCUGCAAUCAAUCACAAGUAUAGAUUAUUAGCCUAUGGCCGAGCAAACUCUCAGGGUGUUGUUUACACGGUAGAUGAGGCAACGGGAGGCUUAGAAGUAUCUCAUAGAAUGAUCCUCUCUGACCGAGACUAUGGAGGCUCCCCAGGAGCUGUCAGCUAUAUGAAGUGGACUCCUGAUGGUACAGUGCUUGGAUUAAGUUGGGAAGGUGGUGGGCUUUCCUUGUGGAGUGUUUUUGGUUCACUGCUCACUGUGUCGCUGCGUUGGGAUUAUACUGAGGAUCCACUAUCACGAGCCAUAACCAUCACUAACAUGGAAUGGGGUGCUGAAGGCUAUGAGGUUUGGUGUAUUCAGCAGCAUGAACAAUGUAAACACAAGCAGCAAAAGAAUCGUGAUGCUGAAUCUUACCAUUAUCAGAGAAAGUCAGGAGCUUACACAAUAAGAGAAGCAGUAGACACAGUCAUUUCAGGAAGUAAUUUUGAUGUAGAAGAGUCUUCCUCUGAAACGAAAGGGCAAACUUCAAUACUGCAGUUUUCCUUCAUCAAGAGUGCACUCACUGUCAACCCUUGUAUGAGUCGUUUAGUGCGGGUGCUAUUACAAGGAAGUGAUCGUCUCUACCUCAACACCUCAGAGGGCCUCGCAGGUGUUUCUGAUAUACCACAGGAUUCUCUCUCUCUAUAUUUUGAUGAUGAUGAAGAAGGUGCCUUUGAAAAUCCAAUGCAUCACAAAGAUUCACAGUUUAGUGUUGCAGCUAAUAAGCAGUGGAUAGUUAUUCCAAUACCUUAUAAUUAUACAUCUUCAAACUGGCCUAUAAGGUACACCUGUGUAGAUGAGUGUGGUGAGCUUGUGGGCAUUGCUGGCCGCAAUGGUGUUGCUCACUAUUCAUUACGGCUGCGACGAUGGCAUCUCUUUGGCAAUGAGAGUCAAGAACGUGAUUUUGUGGUAACAGGGGGUUUAUUGUGGUGGCAGUCAAACUGGCUGGUACUUGGAGCUUACAAUAUCCCUGCUAAUACAGAUGAACUUAGACUUUAUCCUCGUGAUCACAAGCUGGAUAACCUCUUUGUUACUACUGUCCCACAACCUGCACAGGUUCUGUUGUUAAAUGUUUAUGGUGACCAGCUGAUUGUUCUUACUGCCGACUGCCACAUAACAGUGUAUAAUCUUCAAGCAUUAGAAACAAACUCAGGCAAGUCUGGGUUUAGUAAAAGACAAUCUGGAGGGAGCAAGUUGAGCAGAAAGAAAGUCAAGCAGAAUAAACGUGAGGAGAACCUUCUGUUUCCCUGUGGUGGUGGCAAUGUGAUGGUGUCACGUGUGCAAGAGGUUGAUAUAUCUGGACUGACGGUACACCCAGCGUGUGUAGUGUCGGUCUUGCUUACUAGUCUGCGAACUGAAUCCUGGCGGCUCCACAGUAACCAGCAAACACCUAUACCUGCUCAGAGUAUCAUCAUCAAUAUUUCUGGCAAAGUUCUUAUGAUUCAGAGAGAUCAUCGCUCUGAUGGAGGAAAUACAAAUGGAAAACUGUUUCAGUGUGCUCAGAUGACACCAAUUGUCCUGGCUUCAAGCUGUGAGGCUUUGUGGUGCAGUAGUUCUGCUGUUAGCCACAAACCACAUUUAAGUCAUGCUCUCUGGUUGCAUUGUGGUUUUCAUGGGACCCGUGCUUGGCUACCAUUGUUCCCAAAUUCAGCUGACAAAUCUCACACCUUCAUGGCCAGAAGAAUCAUGUUGCCCUUCACUCCGUCCAUAUACCCUCUAGCUGUCAUGUUUGAGGAGGGGAUCUUGUUAGGUGCAGAGACAGACACAUCCUUGUUAGUAUGUGAUGCUGCCUCUCGUCAUCAGCCACUCACUGUUGUGGAACGAACUAGUCAGGUCUACCUCCAUCAUUUAUUACGACAGUUGUUAAGAAGAAAUCUUGGUUACCAUGCAUGGGAGGUUGCCAGUACGUGCAGAGAUUUACCCUACUUUCCUCAUGCACUUGAACUCCUGUUACAUCAGGUACUUGAGGAGGAAGCCUCCAGCAAAGACCCACUGCCAGAUUGUUUACUCCCGAGAGUAGUGGAAUUCAUCCGAGAGUUUCCUGUGUACCUGCAGACAGUAGUGCAGUGUGCCCGCAAAACAGAGUUGGCAUUGUGGCGAUACCUCUUUUCUGUUGCUGGCAGUCCUAAACAUCUUUUUAUCAAAGCUCUUGAGGAAUCACAACUAGAGACUGCAGCAUCCUACCUUAUUAUUUUGCAGAAUCUUUCCUCCGUAAGCAUGCGUUCGAAAUCAUGCCACUGUCUUUUGGAUGCAACUUUAAAGGCUGGCAAGUGGGGGUCUCAGUUUAAAAAUCUCAUUGCUUUCUUUUGUUCGCUGGAUCCAACAGACUUGGAUUCACCAAAACCGUCUCUGCCAUCUUGUGGAAGCACUAAGGUGGGGUUCAGUCAUGCUACACCCCCAGUGUCCCCUGCAUGUGCUGAUGAGGACCUCUCAAUGAUCCUUCCAAAUACUCAGAUCAAACAGAUGUUGAGAAGACACUCUCCUGUUCUGAUCAUCACUCCUCAGGUUUUACGUGGAAGGUCUUUCUCAUCAGCUUCAGCUCCUAAGAUUGCAUUAGGAGAUAGUAGUGGUUCAUUAGGACACCAGUCUAUUGUAAGAACAACCUCAGAUUCAGCAAAAGUCUUACCGGAAAUCAACAGACAAAAUCAGACUGCGCCUGUUACUCGAAAACGCUCUAGUAAUUCAGUAAGCAAGGACGUUUCUACUGCAGAAGAAUUCUUUCUCGAUGUUAUUCUUCAAAGACAUGCCAAGAAACUGUUACUUGGGUGUCGUCUGCGAGAUCUAGGAACAAUGGCAGCACAUUUGGAUUUUCCAUUAGUGUCAUGGCUAAGAAGAGAACGGAGUAGAGCUGCUCGUGUUGAUGAUUUUGUAGCAUCAUUAAAGCAAAUACAUAGAGACUUUUCCUGGCCGUACCCAUCCGUCCCAACAUCUCAUAUUCGACGUUAUUCUGUGUCAUCUCUCCAUUCUGCAGCAAGUCCAUGCGAGAGGUCAGUGCUUGUAGAGGAGAGAAUGCAUGGCCUCUCUAUCACUGUGCCAAAGGUUGCUUCUGUUGGUACGGGUGAGAUUGGUGAUAGUGGUUAUCUAAGUCAGGCAACAGGAGACACUCAUACAGUUACUCCUCAGCAUGGCCCACACUCUCCAUCUACUUCGUAUUCUCUCUCUGAGAUGGUGCCUCGUCAAGCUCUUUUAUUGCCGCAGACUCCUAGAGCUGGUGAUACAGUAAGUAUCAUGAGCGAAGAAGGAACCGUAUAUGGAGAUGACGCAUCUAGUAUAUGUGGAGACUGGAGCCCUGAGAGCAGUGACCCAACUCGUGAUCUGCUGUCUAGGCCCCCUGAUCCUCCUCCACAAGCCACUCCAAGACCACCCCCUCAUGCUGAGGUUCAGCUCAGAUAUUUAUUGCAGGUACUUUUGGAGGCAGGAUGCCUUGAGUGGAGUGUUGUUGUUGCUGUGGUAUUAAGAGACGCCCUAGCAGUAUUGCGAGUGGUGACCUUGGCACGGGCCUCUGAUAUCUCUGCUCAAGUUAUAAUUCGACUCACUACAGGUUUACAAGAUCUCUUACAUUUUACAAAUACUGAAUGCUUGGGCUAUCAGAAUUUUCUUGGAGCCAUAAUGGGUCAAGUUAAAGUACUGGAGAAGCUAACCAGUGCAAGAGAGAUAUCUAGGACACCCAGUCCCCCUUCCUCACGGCCUCCUUCAACUAACCGUGAGUCAGAGCCUUCACCAAAUCGGGAGGCUUCUCUCAGAUCUAUGCAAACUUCAGCAACACCACUUUCUCAUCAGCAACAAAGCCAGCAGUACCAGUCAUUAAAACAGCAACAGCAGUUACAAAGCCAACAGCCAGUUCAACAACCACAACAGUUGACUCAGCAACAACAUAAGCAACCUAUGCCCAAUUCAAGUCUACCAAGAAUGUCCUUACUACCAUGCCAAACCUUAGCAGUAGAUGAGACUCUUCCAGAGGAGGUUUUGUGUCAAACUUCUGAGGUGGGCUUCAUGGGCACUGAGAGUGAUAUUGCUCCGCGUGUUGAGGAAGGAGGCAGUGCUGCUUGUGUAAUUUCUUAAUUUGUUUACUUGAUACAAUCUGCUCACUGGAGUAAAACAAGGAAGUGUCAUAUUUCAGGUAUGUAGUAUGCAGUAUUUUGUGUUUGUUUUGUACAUCAUAAUUAUUUUUAAACCACAUAAAAUUUACUGAUCUUCCAACUCAAUUUUUUUUCCAUUCUCAUUCUCAUCAUCCCAUUAUCGUAUAAUUUAUUGAGAAAAUACAUUUUUUGGCAAAAGUAUGGCUAAAUGCCAUGAUUGAAGUACAUGUUAGUAAGUCCUUUUUGUUCAAUUUAAUGUUUAAUAUAUUCUACAUGUGGAUGCCUACCAAUCCCAUUGUAAGAAAAAGUAACAAGUCAAUCACUUCAAAACAAAAUUCAUUUACAUAUAUUGUCUGUUCACAGUAAUUGAGAGAGAAAAUGAAGGCUUAUCAGCAUUAUAAUAGGAUCAUUAUGUAAAUUCAUAACAUAACCUCUCUAAGAUGUAUAUGUAAGGCUUGACUUCCCAGAAUGCUUAUCCAAACCAAACACCUUUUUAAAUUAUUUUUUAAAAUAUUGAAAAAUAACUUCAGCAUGAAAUGUGCAUUAUUUUCAGUAGAUAAUUUAUGUCAUGCAUGUUGUUUAUCUUAAAUUGGUCAUUAUUUGUUGUUGCACAUAGUAAAUGAAAUUUUAAUGUAAAAUUUGUUCUAAAAUUUUAUUCAGCACUACUAGCUUAUAACAUAUGAGAGUUGUGUUUUGUGGAAUAGUUGCUUGAGCAGAAGAUUGUGCAAUGCAAAUCUUUGAACUAAUUAUUUUGUAUGAAAUGUUUGAAAACUGAUCUUUUACAUCCUCCGACAUCACAAGUUAAAAGAAUAUUAGCUGAUGCUGUUGGGUACAUUAGUAUCCAAAGAAUUUAAAUAUUAGCCUUAGUACUCUUGUUUACACUUAUGCUCAAGCAAUACAAGUGUACAUGAUACUUUGCAGUAUUAAAUAAGUGUGAGUGUAGGGCCAUAUCAGUAAGAGAAAAAUCAUCUUGGGUAUUUUCCAGAAUUAUCAAUAUUUUUAUUUUAGAAAAAGUACAUUGUCAGGUUUUUAAUUUUGUUAUAAAGAUGUGAUUUUUAAGAAGAUUUAAAUUACUUGGGAAUUUAAAAAGUAAUAAAUAGGAUUAUUAAGCUGAUGAUUCAGUGAGUAAAUUGAGCUGAGGCCUCGGCAUGUACUUAGAGCUUAGUCCUUAAACUUAUACUUAGUCAUAAUUUGUGUAUUUGGCAUAAACAAAGACACAAAUCAUAGCACUAUCACUGUAUUAUCACUUGCCGAAAAUGGAAGGUUGGUGCAACCACGUUUUAGGAAAGCAUUACAUUAUGACUGAUAUUUUUUUUUUUUCCACAUUAUAGAAAGUAGGUAUCAUGUAGGAAAAUAAAGAUGAGUACCUGAAUAGAGAAAAAAUGACAAGAUUAGUGGAAGGAGUACAGGUGACCCAGAUUGGUAGAGGAAUACAUGUGAUCAGAUUAGUAGAGGCAUACAGGUGACCACUUAGAGAAGAGAAUACAAGUGACCAGGUUGGUAGAGGAAUAUGUGACCAAUUUGGUGGAGGGAGUAUACGAUGUUGAAUUCAAGGGUGCAGUUUUAUGAAUAUGAUGAGCUCAUAAUUGAUGUGUGUGUUACCCCUCCUCAUCUGCUGGUCACUCCUUCAGUUAUCAUGCCUUAGAUUAGCUAACCCCAACUUGGUAAAUAAAACGCUAGCAUUGUUGCAUUUGGCAUCUUGCAAUACAAAGGGGAAUGCAUUUAUUUUAAUGUUAAUGUAAAAGCUUCAGAUUGUGUAGGUUUAAGAAAGCAUUCAGUAUACUUUGGUAUAAAGUAUUUUGAUAUUCUCAUGUCUCAUUUUGUUUAGAGCAUGUAUGUACAGAGGGAGGGACCAAAUGAUAAUUGAUAAAUAAUUUAAAUAAUUCAGUUGUGGAAUUCAUAAUUUUUAAUGUCUUUUAUGAGAUUGUGUGUGUUUAGACAAUAAGAAUGAAAUUGCUGCUAGGAGAUAGGAAUGAAUACUUUUUACGGUGCUAUUAAAGACUAUUUUUAACAAACAUCAGUUCCUUUAAACUGAAGGUAAUGAUUGAAUGGAAUUGAGUUUAUGACUAAUCAUUGUAUGAAAUAUAUUUUUUUAUUGUGUAUAUUUGACCAAUAAUAAAUAUAUAAUGUUAAUAGUCUUGUAAAAAUAAUAUAUACUAUAAAAAGAGAUUAUUCAUCAUCCCAGUUGAAGUGAGGGAUUUAUUAAUAUAAAUCUGAUUGAAUACAAGUCAGAGUAAGAUAGCUUUUAUGCAUAUUCAAGUAUUACAUAUUUUUUAGGCAUAUUGUAUUGUGUCUGGCAUAUAGUACAGAAGUUCUUAUAACCCAGGAAAUUCUCUGGUUGGAAGUAUAGGACUUGUUAAGUGAAGCUCUCUAAUUUUUUUUUUUUUUUUUUUUUUUAUAAACGGUAUGGUGAAACUUAGUGCUUCCAUUCUGCUCUUCAUAGUGAACCAGUUUAUUUUUAAAAAUAAAUAAAUGUGAUGUUAGGAAAAUUUAGAGUAAAAUUUUUUCUUCAUGCCCUAUAUUUUAGGCAAAACUUUCAAAUUGGUAAGAGGCAUGUUGUAGGCAUGGCAUAUUGUAUGUCAUGUAAGCUCUCCUGCUUUAGGCAUAUGAUGACAGCAUUUUCACUCUGCUGUGAGCAAUGAAAUGGUUUACAGAUGAGGUAAGCUCACUCUUCACAAAAUUUGCCAUCAACCAAAGUACCAUUACAACUUGUAAGAAUAGAGAAUUUCAUCACCAAUGCAAAAUGAAGUCUAGAGUUUUACUUACCACAGCUGCUUCAAGCGCUAAGAUUGUCAUUAUUCCCAGCUAACUCAGCCAGCCACACAGAUCAUUAGUCCAUCGUUUUAUCUGUAUUGUAUGCUGGCCACAACAUAAUAUCUACUUCAUUUUUCUUUUGAUCAUAGUCUUUUUCUCAUUUCACAUGAUCAGAUUGGGGGACUUUUGUGGUCUUCUGCAAAUAUUUCUUGUUCUGCCUUUCAUAGUGGUGAGAAACACUAAAUCUUCCAAAGUAUCUUGGCAACUGAUAAUUUCAGGAUUUAACCUCAAAACUUAAUACAAAUUCAGAAAUUAUGCUUUUGAAUCCAGAAUGUUUGUUUAGUAAGGAAAAGUUUAAAGUACUCUUUGCUUAAGUGUGCAAAGACAUUAGAAUUAAUGUUAAGAAUGCAAGGUGUUGAUUGACUGAGUGUACUGGUAGCUGACAUCAUAACAUAUGGGUCACUGAUAUAAACAUAUCAGUUAAAAGUAAGAAAAGUUAGCAGAGAGCAGAAAUAAGGAAAUAAAAUGGUGAUAAUUUCUUCAAAAAAGAAAGUGCAUAGAUGGGGAUGGGUAAAGGGUAAUCCACAUAAGGAAUGCAGUAUGCCUAAGCACACAUAUUGAAUCUGAGAAGUUUAGUAUUUUUUGUGUUUAACCCUUUCAUUGUCCAGACCCUGAUCUGAAACUUGUCCAGUGUCCAAGAAUUUUCUAAAAAAAUUUUUUAUUUUUUCUUAUGAAAUGGUACAAAAUCUUUUUCUAGAAGUAAUAAAACAAUGAGUAUGAAAUUUGAUGGAAAACUCAUGAAAUUGUGCUUUCAUGAAUUUUGCUGUCAGUGAUAUUUAUGCAUCAGUGAUUUUGCCCUCUUUGAGUCCUAUUUUAGGCCAACUACAUUGUUCCAGUAGACCAAAUUCUUAGCUAUUUCACUAGAAUGUCUUCCAUUUUAUUGACUGAGCACAAGAAAGUGCCCAAAUCAACUACAGUAUUUCAACUACCCAGUAAAAUGAUCAGAAAUUGGUAAUUUGGCCAUUUUCAUACAAACUUCAAAAUAAGGUCCAGAAUAAACAAUGCAGGCAUUCCUGGCACUAAUAUAACAUUUCCUCUAUUCAUUAGUUACAUCCCCAGGCUUUACAUAUGAAUUGCACCUUGAUUUUUUAUUCACAAAAAGAAUUUUUAUUCACACAAAAAAUAGAAGAUUUAUUGUUAUGCAUUAUUGUAAUAUCAGCACAUUCAUGCAUGCAUAUUAAACCCAUCAGUUGGAUGUAUAUUGGACAAGUGAUGUGAUUUGCUCACUCUUGAAUACCAGCAGAAAUGGAACAUUUCUGGUACUUUGAGCUCAAUUUCAAGCUAUUUUCAGUCUUGAAAUGCAUCAAAGUUAUCUCAAUUUCUGUAAUAUAUCUUUGAUUCAAUCAAAUGAGACUAAGAAACUGAGAAUACACCCAUAAAAACCAUACAGAAAUACACAGCAGAGUUGCAGUUGUAAACCAAAAACAGUCACAGUUUUUUUUUCCUCACUGCACUGCAUGCUGCAGGAUUUUUUUUAUAUGGUGCACACUUACCACAUAGACCCAUUCUCUCAUAUCUAGGCCCAGAUUUACCGCUCACAGUUUAUCUGAGUGAGUUGGAGUUCAUUGCAUAGUUCUAUGGCACCGACAGUGACCUCAAACCCAUAGUACUAAGGCACGGACAAUGAAAGGGUUAAGAAUAAGCUGGGGGUUAUUGGAAUAGUAAACAAGUAGAUAUAAAGACAACAGUAGGCUACAGGAAAAUUGAAUCAAACAAAUAGAUACACUUCAACACUAGUGAGUGAAAAGCAAUGGGAUUGGGAGUUAGGGUAAAAAAAAAAAAUAGUACAGUACCAAUCAAAGAAAAAGGAAUUGGAAUAACUCUCAAAGUCAGAUGAAGAAAAUGAUCUAGGAGUAUUCAAGGAGUAUUCAUUAUACCAAAUCUGUCUCCUGAAGUGCAUAUAAAUAGGAUGACAUUAACAGCAUGUACUAGACUAGCAAACAUGAAGGUGGUCUUCAUAAAGUUAGACAAAAAAAAAAAUCCUUCAAAAGACACUUCAUGUAUGUGUCAGCAGUCCUUAAGUAUGCAGCUCUAGCAUGAAGCCUUCAUUCAGCCAAACAGCUUGAGAAAAUCUAAAAAAUAAUGCAUUCAGAUUGUUAUGUAACUUAACCCUUACACUGUCUUGGUCGUUGCAUUCAGAUUGUUACGUAACUUAACCCUUUCACUGUCUUGGUCGUAUAAAUACGUCUUACGAGCCAGUGUUUUUGACGUAUUAUUACACCAUAAUUCUAGCGGCUUCAGAUCAAGCGGGAGAAAGCUGGUAGGCCCACAUGUGAGAAAAUGGGUCUGUUUGGUCAGUGUGUGCAAUAUAAAAAAAUCCUGCAGCACGCACUGCAUAAUGAGAAAAAAAUCUCUGACCAUGUUUUUGGAUUAAAACGCUCACUUUGAGGUGUAUUUUCAUAUAGUAUUUAUGGUUGCAUUCUCGCUUUCUUGGUCUCAUGUGAUAGAAUGGAAGACAUUUUACAGAAAUAGAGAUGAUUGUGGUCAGUUUCAUGAUGAAAAGGACCUUGAAAUUGAACUCAAAGUAGCGGAAAUGUUCGUUUUUUGCCGAUGUUCAAGAGUAAACAAAUGAUGUCACUGUCCAAUACGUGUCCAACUAGCCACUCUAAUACGCAGUCACAAAUGGGUUGACAUUAUUUAUAAAAUUAUUACAAUAAUGCAGUAGUCUGCAUAACAGUAAAUCUUCUACUUUUUGUGUGAAUAAAAAUUCAAAAUGGAAAGCAAGCGUAAUAUAAGAGGGGCCCGGAGAUGUGACUAAUGAACAGGGAAAAUGUUAUUUUAGUGCCAGGAAUGUCUGCAUUGUUCAUUCUGGACCCUAUUUUCAAAUUGGCAUCUUUUUGAAUUUACGUGAAGUUGGCCAAAUUGCCAAUUUCUGACCAUUUUAUGGGUAGUUGAAAUCGGUAAAUGGGCAGUUUCUUGUAUUCAAUCGAUAGAGCAAAUGGCUAUGAGUUUGGUCGACUGGAGCACUGCAAUUGGCCAAAAAUAGGGCUCAAGGUGGGCGAAAUUGCCAAUGCAUAUAUAUCACCGAGAUCACUAACUUCGUGAGAACGUAAUUCCGUAAGUUUUUCAUCAAAUUUCGUACUUUUGGUGUCAUUACCAUCGGGAAAAGAUUCUCUAUCAUUUCAUAAGAAAAAAUAAUAUUUUUUUUUUUUAAUAUUUUGCAACACAGAGAGACACUUUAGGAUUUGGGGUUGCAGCAGUCAAAGGGUUAAGGGCUAUGAGGAGUGACUGCAUGAACUAGAUUUCUUGUCUCUUAGGAAUGCACAGGCAAGUUUUUUUACUAAAGGAGGACAUAGAACAACACAACACAAAUGAAACCUGCACACAGCUAUGUCAGAAACAUCAGGAAAAAUUUCAUCAGUGUAAGAGUAGAAAAUAAGUUGAAAGAACUUAAUACUGUCCCAACAAAAACUCCAGUGAGGGGAGGUUCAAAUAUAAAUACAUACGCUGUACCAUAAUUCACAUUGGUCGGUAGAAAUUUAGAGAGUUGUCCAAGAGUUUGAACAGCCCUCACCCACCUAUCCCUUUUCUUUCCUGGGCAUGCACAUUGAAAUAUGUAAUAACAUUCAAACACAAGUCCCCAUGCACAUACACUUAUUCAUCUAUGCACUUUUUCUUUAUAUUCUGUAUCUCUAUAUAUUAUAUGUAUGUGUGUCUCGUGCACUGCUACAUAUGUUUGAGUACUAAAAAGUACUUGACAUGCUGAUAGCUCUAAAAUCUUUGUUGCUUGAAGUUUCACUACUUGUAUGCAUCUUUCCAGUUCUGAGACUUUAAAAAUAUUAAGUUGAGAAAUACUUUAAGAAACACACAUACUGUAGUUGCAGUACUGUAGCUGGGAGGAAUUGCUAGCUCAUUAAUUGGAAAGGAGAAACAGCUGAUGAUAUUGUAAAUCAUCAUUAUCAGAUUGUAACUAGUUUUUUUUUUUUUCAUUUUAUGGUCUUGUUUUGAAAUACAAUACAUGCAUGAAAAAUAAUUUUGUGAUAGAGACAUGGGAAGCCUUCAUUGGAGUGUCAUACCUACCCACACCUAUUAUUCACCUUUCAUAGCCCCAGUGAGGUCUUGGAUGCUCUAUAAAGCCCUUGUUCACCUCAGCUUAGCGGUCAGUAGCCGAAUGUUGUAGUGCACAGCACCUACUGAGGUCUGCUGCAGGAUCACAGGGGCCCACACUGGAACAGUAGCAACCAGAAUUGAGAAGGCAGUUUCGUACAAGGCAAAUUCUAAGUGGAUAUGAAUCUGGUAUAGGAUCCAGAUAAGUCAGUACCAUAUGUAAUGACAUGUGUGUAAUUACUGUACAGUACCUAUGGUAUUUGUUGCUACAGGAGCAGAGCAAAGAUAAUGGUGACUUACUACCUGUUGGGAUGACUCAUUCCAUUGCUUUAUCACUGAUUGUCAGGAACUUUCUAACAUCCAUUUGACUUUUUCUUACUUUAUAGCUAUGGCCUCUUGUUCUCCAUGUUAUUGGUGCUUGAAAAUAUCUACCAGUUUUUUUAACUGUUGGCUGUCUCACCCAAAAAGGAAAUGCACUCACCAUUAUUCAUUCAGUAGCUGUCUUGCUAGAAUUAUGCAGACAUCACCUCUUGGAUGACCCUUUGAACUGUCAUUCUGUGUGCAAGAACUGCAUCUUUCACCUGCCAAGACUCAAGUCUGGCUUAGUAGUUUCCUUGAAUUCUUUGAUAAUCUUGUAUGUUGUUAUCAUGUCUCCUCCUUUCUUGUUUGUCAGCCCGUAAGGGCAUAUAUAAUUUCUUCAGCUUUUCUCCUUAAUUUAUAUCUUCUGUUUCUGGGAGAUAUUUUAUAGAAUGUCUUUGAACUGUUUUGUUUUAUUCACUUGUUUUUCAAGUGCAGACAUCAUACUAAAGCUGAAUAUUUAGUUUAUUAUUGAAUAUAUACUGUCAAUAUUUAUCUCAGCAUUUUUCUAGUCAUAUCUGUAAAUGUAAAUUUUUAAUAUACAGUGGUCCCUCGUUUUUCGUAAUUAAUCCACUCUUGGAGGAGAUACUAUAAACAAAAUUUAUGAUUUGCGAAUCAAUUUUCCCCUAAGAAAUAAUGUAAAUACAAUUAAUCCGUUCCUGACACCCAGAAGUAUUAAAACAAAAAAAAUUUUUACAUGAAAUAUACAUGUGGUACAUAAACAAUACAAUGGGAAAUGAUGAAUGAAACAUUAACAGCAUAACGCUUACCUUUAUUGGAGAUUCUUCUUAGUGUAUGGGAGACUGGAGGAGGAGAGAGAUUGGAUUGUUUACAGUUUGGACAGGGAAUCCCCUUCCAGCAACACCUCGGGUACCAAUUGCUUCUCUGGGGUUGCUUCUCUUCUCUGUUUCUUAAUGCCACUAGGACAACCAUGAGAGUCACUGGAGCCCUGUCUCGCCAAAUAACUGUGGAGAGAGCUCUGUUUCUGGCGUCUCUUUAACACUUCCCUAAAAUGGCCCAAGACUUUGUCACUGUACAUAUUUCUUACCUUCUUUACCACAGGCUUGGCACUAGGAGCUUUCUUUCGAGCCAUGGUAGCUUAUUUAGUACUUGCAAGCACUAAAAUGAGUGGAAUAUUAUGAAAUAUUUCGUAGGAGCACUUGAGGGGACCUUCACUCACUGGUAAACAAUGUCAGACUGGCUGGGUAGGGAGGCCUCCCCGGCUUACACCGUGCUUACGCGUCCCGGACAAACUACUAUUCGCGAGUCAACCUAUGAAAAGCGAGUCCAUGUUUAUACGAAAAUACCCCUAUGAUUGGCGAAAUUUACGAUUGCCGAGAACUACGAAAAGCGAGGGACCACUGUAUAUUGGCUGAUGUUGCAUAAGAUAUUUGCACUAUUGCAUUUAUGUUUAUUUCCAGCACUUCUUCUUCUUUAAAUAAAUCAAUCAUAUCCCACUGAGGCAGUGUGGCCAAAGAGAAAAAACAAAAGUUUCUCCUUUUAAAUUUAGUAACAUAUACAGGAGAAAGGGUUACUAGUCCCUUGUUCCUGUCAUUUUAGUCGCCUCUUACGACAUGCAUGGAAUUCCAAUAAUAUCUUUUAUAAAUGGUGAGUCCUUAUCUUCGUCUGGCUUUUUUAGUAUUUUAUGACACAAUCUGUGUUUUUCGUGUGAUUUGUUUUCACUUUCUCCCAUUUCUAUUGCAUUGCAAUUAUCCACAUUAGGUUCUGUUAUCCAUCCAUCCUCCACUUGCUCAACCUAUCUGCAAGUAGUCGGUAUGAGCUUCACACUUAUCAAAGUAAUCAUAUAAUCAAGUUAGUGCUAAACCUGAAAGGGUCAUAUAGCAUCUCAUUUAUCAAAGCUAAACAAUCAUUUGGCAUUCUUUUAAAUGUUUCAGGGGUUCCUUGAACUAUUCAUUAUUUAAAGACUCAUGAAAUGCAUGGAAAAGCAUAAACAUGAGGGCAGCCAUCAAAAAAGGUGCAAUCUCCAUGAAAUAAAACAAUGACUAGAGAGGCAAAACUCAGAUGUAAACUCAAGGAAGGUAGUAUCGUAACUUACAUUAUCAUAUUUAGUUGUAUUAAAACAAAAAUGCUUUUAAAUGAGGAAAAUUAGAUUAGAAAAUUUGAUUUUAAUAAUAAUAAUACUAUACAGUAGCGCUCCACUUCUACGGUAAGUUAGGUUCCAGGCUACUGCCGGAAAGCGGAAAUCGCCAGAAAGCAGAAUGCCAUAUUUUCCACUUAUAAAUGCAUGUAAAUGCCAGAUAACAAGUUUACACUAACAUAUAUUAAGUUAGCAAUAGAACUAGGGAUUAAAAACAAUAAAAAGUAAAAUACACACACAAUGCAUUCAUUACUUACCAUAGAAUAUUUGUAGUCUUAAUGUAGGGUUAGAUGUGAGUAGUAUUUAUUUGUAGGAAGUCAGGUGUGGGAGGUAUGGUAGACAGCCAGGCCAGGCUGCCUGCCCCACCCACAUGUAAUAUACUAUGACACUUAAAGUGCCCUAGAGCGAUAAAAUGCAUAUGCAGUACACUCAUUACUUACCUUAAAAUAUUUGUACAGUGGAGCCCCGGAUAUCAGCUAGUGUGGAAAUCGGCCAAUUUGGAAAUCGGGCACUUCUUUGGUGAAAUUUCUCCCCGGAUUUCGGCCAUCCGCUCGGAAAUCAUUGGUAUGAGAUGCUUCCACCCACUGGAGAAGCGCUUUCCCACAUGUCUCACACUCACUCUGCGCUUCUCUCUCAUUGGGUUAGGAAUACUCUGUGCAUUCGUCCAUUGUUUUUAGUGCUUGUUUAUUGAUUGCAACUGUGAAAUAAGCCACCAAGAGGCCAAAGAAAGUUCAGAGUGCCAGCCCUUUGGUAAAGAAGGUGAGAAACACGAUAGAAUUCAAGAAAGAAGUUAUCGCAAAAUAUGAAAGUGGCAUACAUGUGGCGGAGCUGGCCAGGAUGUAUGGGAAAUCUACAUCAACAAUGAGUUCCAUCCUGUUGAAGAAAGCAGAAAUCAAGGAAGCUGAUGCUGCGAAAGGUGUAAAUAUGCUAACAAAACAGAGGUCUCAAACAGUUGAGGAUGUGGAGAAGUUGUUGUUGGUGUGGAUCAAUGAGAAACAAUUAGUGGGAGAUAGUGUUUCGGAGGGGAUAUUUUGCGAGAAAGCAAGGCAGUUGCAUGCGGAUCUCAUAAAGGAAAUGCCGGGAACGAGUGCUGCUGUUAGUGAAUUUAUGGCCAGCAAAGGCUGGUUUGACAGAUUCAAAAAGGGUAGUGGCAUACACAGUGUUGUAAGGCAUGGCGAGGCUGCAAGUUCUGACAAAUGUGUGGCCAAAGCAUUCGUUGAUGAAUUCAAGGGGUACGUAGAGACUGAAGGAUUCCUCCCCCAACAAGUGUUCAGUUGUGACAAAACAGGCCCCUUGGAAGAAAAUGCCAAAGAGGACCUACAUCAUGCAGGAGGAAAGGGCACUGCCAGGACACAAGCCUAUGAAGGAUAGGCUAACUUUUGUUCUGUGGUAACGCUAGUGGGGAUUUCAAAGUGAAGCCUUUACUCGUGUAUCAUUCUGAAAAUCACCAGAUGCUCAAGAAAAACAGUGUCAUGUAGAGUAAAUUGUGUGUGAUGUGGAGGGCUAACAAUAAGGCAUGGGUCACGAGGCUAAUUUUCAUUGAGCAAGUCAAGGAAGUGUUUGGCCUGAGUGUGAAGAAAUACCUCCUGGAAAAUAAAUUGCCACUUAAGUGCCUCCUGGUAAUGGACAAUGCUCCUGCUCAUCCUCCAGACUUGGAAAACCUAUUGUUUGAGGAGUGUAAGUUCAUCACAGUGAAGUUCUUACCCCUAAUACCACUUCUCUCAUCCAGCCCAUGGACCAGCAGGUCAUUUCAACUUCAAAAAACUGUACACCAAAGCAAUGUUUCAAAGGUGCUUUGAAGUGACCUUGGACACUGAAUUGACCCUAAGAGAGUUCUGCAGGAAUCAUGUCAUUAUCUUCCAUUGCAUAAGCCUUAUAGAUAAGGCUUGGCAGGGAGUGACUUCCAGGACUUUGAACUCUUCUUGGAGAAAAUUGUGGCCAGAAUGUGUCCUUGACAAAGAUUUUGAAGGGUUUGAGGCGGACCCUGAUGACCCUACGCCUAUUGUGGAAUAUAUUGUGUCUUUGGGGAAGUCCAUGGGGUUGGAUGUGAGUGGCGAGGAUGUGGAAGAGUUGGUGGAGGACCACAGGGAAGAGCUAACCACUGAAGAGCUGCAUCACCUUCAACAGGAUCAGCAACAGACCACAGCUGAGGAUAUUGCUUCAGAGGAGGAAGAGAGGGGAAAGAAUGUGCCUUCAGUGAUUAAGGACAUGAGUGCAAAGUAGAGUGAGAUGCGAAGUUUUGCGGAGAAUUAUUGCUGUGACAAAACUUUUGCAAGCCAUGUCUGCAACAUGUUCAAUGGCAAUGAUGUCUUGUUCUGUUUUAGGCAAAUUUUACAGAGACACCAGAAACAGGCCUCUCUGGACAGAUUUUUUGUGCGACGGGUGCAGUGACUCGCAAGCUGGUCCUAGUGCCAGUAAAAAAACAAGGAAGGGAAGUAACCCUAGAGAGGGACUUGAUACCUGAAGUCCUUAUGGAGGGGGAUUCCCCUUCCAAACAAUAAGCUCUCCUCCCUCUCCCCUCCUUGCCGCCUUCCAUACAUCAACAAGAGUCUUCAAUAAAGGUAUAUAAUGUUCAUUUAUUAUUAAAAUUACUGCUUUAUAUUUCUUAUUGUUUUCUGAAUGUAAACCUAUAGGUAUUCUUUAAAAAAUGUAUUUUUUGUUAAUAUUUUUGGGUGUCUGGAACGGGUUAAUUGGAUUUACAUUAUUUCUUAUGGGAAAUAUUACUUUGGUUUUUGGCCAUUUUGGAUUUAGGCCAACCUUCUGGAACGGAUUACGGCUGAUAACCGGGGAUCCACUGUAGUCUUAAUGUAGGGUGAAAGGUGAGUAAACAAGGUAAAACAAAUAAACGAGAGAGAGAGAGAGAGAGAGAGAGAGAAGGAGUAAAUGAGAGAGGAGAUCGACAUGUAGUAUGUAAACAAGCAGAUGAAUUCACCUGGUUAUGGUUCAUGCAGUUCAUCUACACUUAACAUCAGAAGGCAUAUGACACAACUUGGAGGUAUAAUAUUCUGACCAAGCCCACUCCUUAGGCCUUUGAGGCAAUCUACCAUCCUUCCUUAAGAACUUUUUAACUGACAGACAUUUCCAUGUUCGGGUUAAUAAUGUGCUUUCCCCGAACUUUAUCCAAGCUGAAGGUGUCCCCCAGGGGAUGUGUUCUGAGCACAACACUUUUUCUCCUUGCUAUAAAUGAUUUGGCCUCUAGUCUUCCAUCCAAUAUUUGGUCAUCACUCUAUGUUGAUGACUUUGCUAUUGCCUGUGCAGGCGCUGACUGUCACCUCAUUACAGUUUCUCUCCAGCAUGCGGUCGACCGUGUUUCCAAUUGGGCCACCACACAUGGGUUUAAAUUUUUCAGUACCAAAACUCACCAAAUUACUUUCACUAGACGCUCUGUCAUCUCCGAUCAUCCUUUAUAUCUCUAUGGCACCCGUAUCCCUGAACGUGAUACAGUCAGGUUUCUAGGCCUCCUCUUUGACCGUAGGUUAUCCUGGAAACCUCACAUUACCUCUCUGAAGACAACUUGUCAUAGCCGGCUGAACCUUCUUAAAACCCUUGCUCAUCUUUCAUGGGGAGCUGAUCGUCGAACUCUCCUUCGCCUACAUUCCACCCUCAUUUUAUCGAAACUUGACUAAGGUAACCAGAUCUUUUCAGCUGCCUCUCCUGCUACUCUAUCUAGCCUCAACCCUAUUCAUCACCAAGGAUUACGUUUAUGCCUUGGUACUUUUUGCUCUUCCCCUGUUGAGAGCCUCUAUGCAGAAGCGAACGUUCCAUCCUUAUCCGAUCGCCGUGAUGCCCAUUCCCUUCACUACUAUGCUACUAUGUGCACUCUCAUGAUCUCUGCAGUCCUUCCAUUUAUAGAAUGGUCACCGAUAUUAGUAGACAUUCUUUAUUUGUUCGCCGCCCGUUUGCUCCGUCCCUUCUCUCUUCGCCUACAUUCGCUCAUCUUCUCUUCAAUUUCCUCCUUUCUAUGUUCAUGUAGCAUCUCACUUUUCCCUACCCCCCUGGGAAGUUCCAGCUGUUCGAGUCUGCUCUUUCUCACUCCCUUGCUCGAAAGCCCAACUGUCUAAGGUAGCCUCCCGCUCUCUUUUUCUUGACCACUUCCACUCUCAUUCUCAUGCCAUUGCAGUGUACACAGAUGGCUCUAAGUCUUCUGAUGGUGUAGGAUUCGCAGCAGUGUUUCCGGACAGCGUUGUACGAGGGCAUUUACUAUCUUCGGCUAGUAUCUUUACUGCUGAAUUGUAUGCCAUUCUUGCAGCACUUAUCCGUAUUGCAUCUAUGCCUGUGUCAUCAUUUGUGGUUGUCUCAGACUCCCUUAGUGCUUUAAAGGCUAUACAGAAAUUUGAUACACUUCACCCCUUAGUCCUCCGUAUCCAACUUUGGCUAUGCCACAACUCUACCAAGCAUAAAGAUAUUGCUUUUUGUUGGGUCCCUGGUCAUGUUGACGUACAGGGCAAUGAACAGGCAGACACUGCUGCGCGGUCAGCAAUACAUGACCUACCAGUUUCAUAUAGAGGUGUUCCAUUUACAGACUACUUUGCUGCAAUAGCUACCCACCUUUACACCCGUUGGCAACAACGUUGGUCUACUCUACUCGGUAACAAACUUCAAUCUAUUAAACCGAGUAUAGGUUACUGGCCGUCUUCUUGUCACCAGUGCCGAGGUUGGGAGACUACUCUCUCCCGUCUCCGCAUUGGCCAUACUCGUCUUAAUCACGGGUAUCUCAUGGAGAGGCGCCCUGCUCCUCUCUGUGAGAAUUGUCAGGUUCCAUUAUCGGUCAGCCACAUUCUGUUAGACUGCCCACUUUAUCAACGAGCACGCAGAAUUUACCUCCAACGUCGUCUUCGCUCCGCUGCUCUCUCUUUACCUUCCCUUCUCGCUGAUGGACCCACCUUUCAUCCAGACUCUCUCAUUGACUUUUUGACAACAACUGACUGACUUCACAAACUCUGAUGAUACCUUCAGCCCUUUCUACCUCGAUCUCUUGCUACCCUCUACCCUGCACUAUCCCCUACCCCACUGUUUUUUGUAACCUACUGAUCCCCCCUCCCCCCUUCUGCUGCCCAGUACCCUCGCUUCCUUUCCUACCCUGCAGCGCUGUAUAGCCCUUGUGGCUUAGCGCUUCUUUUUUAUUAUAAUAAUAAUAAUACACUUAACAUCUCAUAUUUAUGUUAAUUUAUUCUACUAUGGGGUGUAUUUAUCAUGUUUAUAUGUUAUGUAGCAUGUUUAUUAUAUAAUUUUGAAAAAAAUACCCUUUGACUGUCGCAACCCCAAACCCGAAAGUGUGUGUUGCAAAAUUUAAAAAAAACAAAAACAACUACUCAAAUCGAUAAAGAAUCUUUUCUCGAUGCUAAUGACACCAAAAGUACGAAAUUUGAUGGAAAACUUACAGAAUUACGCUGUUGCAAAGUUAGCGAUCUCAGCGAUGUUUACGCAUCGGCGAUUUCACCCACUUUGAGCCCUACUUUCAGCCAAUUCUGUUGUUCCAGUCGACCAAACUCAUAGCUGUUUCUCUAGAACUCCAUUUGUUCUAUCGAUUGAGUAUAAGAAACUGCCCAUUUACUGAUUUCAACUACCCAAUAAAGUGGUCAGAAAUUGGCAAUUUGGCCAAUUUCAUUCAAAUUAAAAAAGAUGCCAGUUUCAAAAUAGGGUCCAGAAUGAACAAUGCAGACAUUCCUGGCACUAAAAUAACAUUUUCUCUGUUCAUCAGUCAUUUCUCCAGGCCCCUUUUAUAUUACUCUUGCUUUCUAUUUUGAAUUUUUAUUCACACAAAAAAUAGAAGAUUUACUGUUAUGCAGACUACUGCAUUAUUGCAAUAAUUGUAUAAAUAAUGUCAACCUGUUCAUGACUGCAUAUUAGAAUGGCUUAAUUGGACACUUAUUGGACAAUGACAUAAUUUGUUUACUCUUGAACAUCAGCAAAAAUCGAACAUUUCUGCUAAUUUGAGCUCAAUUUCAAGGUCCUUUUCUUCGUGAAACCAAUCAAAAUCAUCUCUAUUUCUGUAAUAUGUCUUAAAUUCUGUCAAAUGAAACCAAGAAAACAAGAAUACAAACAUAAAUACUAUAUGAAAAUACACCUCAAAGUGAGUGUUUUAAUCCAAAAACACCAUCUUUUUUUUUUUCUCAUGCAUUACGUGCUGCAGGAUUGUUUUUUAUACUGUGCACACUGACCACACAGACCCGCUCUCUCACAUGUGGGCCUACCAGCUUUCUCCUGCUUGAUUUGAAGCCACUAGAAUUUUGGAGUAUAAAUACGUCAAAAACACUGGCUUGUAAGACAUAUAUAUACGACUGAAAUGCUCAAAGGGUUAUUGAAAAUGUUUAUAUUAAUGUAAUAUAUAACAUUUAAUAUGAUUAUUAAUGAGAGAGAAUGGAUCAAAGUAGAAUGACAUGGAGAGCAUAUAAAUCUGUAGGGGAAGGAAGGCGGGGUAGAGGUUGUCCUCGAAAAGGUUGGAGGGAGGGGGUAAAGGAGGCUUUGUGGGUGAGGGGCUUGGACUUCCAGCAAGCGUGUAUGAGCGUGUUAGAUAGGAGUGAAUGGAGACUAAUGGUAUUUGGGACCUGACGAGCUGUUGGAGUGUGAGCAGGGUAAUAUUUAGUGAAGGGAUUCAGGGAAGCCAGUUAUUUUUAUAUAGCUGGACUUGAGUCCUGGAAAUGGGAAGUACAAUGCCUGCACUUUAAAGGAGGGGUUUGGGAUAUUGGCAGUUUGGAGGGAUAUGUUGUGUAUCUUUAUACGUAUAUGCUUCUAAACUGUUGUAUUCUGAGCACCUCUGCAAAAACAGUGAUUAUGUGUGAGUGAGGUGAAAAUGUUGAAUGAUGAUGAAAGUAUUUUCUUUUUGGGGAUUUUCUUUCUUUUUGGGUCACCCUGCCUCGGUGGGAGACGGCCGAUUUAUUUAAAAAAAAAUUAUUAUUAUUAUUACCACCAUUAUCAAUAUGGCAUCUUCAAGACUAAUAAGACACUCUUAGUGAUUUUAAUGUGUACCUGCAUGCCAGCACAGUGUGUAAGUUUAUUUAGGUUCGGGUACACGUAAGUAUAAUCAGGGUUUAUAUAAAACAUGAAAUAACUUUUAAACUUGAAAUUUUGGAAAGUUUCCAGACAUAAUGGAGAGAUGCGGUGCUCACAGAGCUCAUGGAGAACGUAAACAAAUCAGGUGGGGUACAGUGACUGUAUUAGAAAGUCAGGUGGGGGGAGCCGUAUAGCGAGUUUUUGUCAUAAUUUGAAAUGUCCGUAUUAGCAGAAUGCUGUAAGGCGGGGCCCUAUUGUACUACAUAAAAGGAACAAUUUAAUAUUGCACUGAUUUAUUUGUUAAAAAAUAGUAAUGAUGUACAUAAUUGUUAUUAUAUUUUCAGCUUCUGUAAAUGCUGUGGAAGGAACAGUUUAAUAUUGGUUUGUUUGUCAAAGAAUAAUCAUGAUGGAAUUAUUAUUACUGUAUUAUUAUUAUUUACAAUUAUAAUUAUUAUAUUGAGGAUAAGUGCUAAACCCAUAGGAGGUUAUACAGCACCUGGAGAAUGGGGAAGCAGUCAGAGUCACUCCCAGGAAGAGGAGUCCAGUUCCUUGGGUCAAGAGCUCCUCUCUAAUAAUGAUGAUAAUAUUUUAAUGCACUAAACCUAUAUAGGUCAUGCAGAAUUAUGGGUGUGUGUGAAGGUUAGGGUGGGCAAGUGGUAGGGGUUAGUGGAGGUGGAGGUUAAUUCAUGUAAAAUUUAAAUCAGAGUUUGUACAGUAGGUUAAGUUUCUUUUAAAACGUUGGAGUGAAUCUGCAUUAAAGGUGGGGCUUUCAGCAAGGAAGUAAGUUAAUGAGUGUGUUAGGGCAUUGUAGAUGUUGGAAAUGAAUUCUGCAUGCCUGCUUGUAGGACACUGUUAAGCUAUGGUGAACUAAGAGUGGUGUUAGGAUAUUUCAUGUGGUAGCCAUGUGAGAGAAGUGUGUGGUCGUUCAUGAUUGUGAAAGUGCAGUUGACUAAACCUGACAAUGGUAGGAUGAUCGUGGCCAGAAUCCCAUUGUGGUUUGAUAGAAAAUAAUUUGUUGCAUUCUAAUUCAAAUUAACAGUGUUGCUAGCAGUUUCAGAGUUGCUGAAAGAGCACUGAACAGUAGUCUGGGAAAGGAAUGCCUCUGCUGACUCCAGCAUCAAGGAAACCUUGAGAGGUCAUGAUGAAAUUAGCAUCAGUUUCACAUGACUCUGGUACAAAAUGUGUGCCAAUUAACAAUCUUGCAUAAGUUUUAAAACAUUUAUGAUACUGUAUUUGAUAUUUAUAACAGUAGCAUACAACUUUGUUUUAAUAAGCAUGCAAGUAUAUGUGCAAGGUCAUACCUGUACCUGCAUUAAGAGAUUGUGCAUUAGGUAUAGCAACCAUUAGCCUCACGUGGUACCAUUUAUUAUCUGGAAGAAAAAACAAUUGCAUUUAUUACUCAUGUCUUCCAUGAGAUGGUAGGGUUGGGGGCGGGUAAAUUCAGGCAAAUAACUGCUUGCUUAAGAAAUUUAUUAAACAUGUACAUGUAUGAUUCAGCUGGGUGUAAUGAAAAACUCGUAUUUAUAUUUUGAAUUCUACAGAUGGAAAAUUUCUCAUUUCCUCCAAAGCAUAUUGUUUAAAUAUGCUGAUGCUUUAAAAAUAAUCAGUAGAUGUACUAUACAAUAUGAGGAAUAUAUGUUUUUUAAGUGUUUAUUUCAGAUUUUUAUUCAAAUGCAUUCUACAAGAAUUUUUCACAAACCCUCUAUGACCAACAGAGAUUGAUACCAUAUGUAAUUAAAGUAGGCAUUGAUGCCACUGAUGUAUCUAAAAGGUAAACUUAAAUUUCAUAAUUCUUCAUAAUAGCCACUAUAAGAACAGUUCUUGUAGCAGGUGAAAUAAUGAGAUAAUAAAAUGAGGUGCUACACCUGAAAGGGCCAGAUGUAGUGUAUGAGAUAUAGUCAUCACUUUUGGUUUUUGAUUGUGAAGAAUUUUUUUAUACCCAUUUGUUCUAGUAUUUACUUUUCUUCAAAAUGUAUUUACAAGGUAUAUGUAUCAAUGAAUCAGUUGUAUUUAAUUACAUAAAGAAAAAAAAGCACCAAACCUGUAUGGGUCAUGCAACAGUCAGUUGCAUAGUUAUGGAUAUGAGUUUUCUAUUCCCUUUUCAUUACUGUAUAUCAAAUUUACAUUAGUGCAGUAAUGAAGUUAUGGUACUUAAUAUCAUUACAAUUGUGUAUACUAAUGAGAAUAUUGCAUUGCCAUAUUCUCUGAAGUACAAGUGUGUCUUUAAUGUCCAUGACUUAAUGAGACAAAUUCAUAAUUAAAUGAAACAUUUAAUUCUCUUGCUCAUUUAUGAUGAAGUACCUAGUAACACUUUCUUAAGAAUGUUGAUCAUAUUUAUGUAAAGUGAAAGGACACAAGUGCAACUAAUGUGACAUUUUAUUGUGGCAACGUUUCGCUCUCCAGGAGCUUUGUCAAGCCGCUUGACAAAGCUCCUGGAGAGCGAAACGUUGCCACCAUAAAAUGUCACAUUAGUUGCACUUGUGUCCUUUUACUUUACAUAUUGUUGGUAAUUCUGCCAACAUUAUUACAUUAUGAUCAUAUUUAAGCAUGAUUUCCAAGUUCAAAGAACUCUUGGUUAUUGGAGAGUUUGUAAUGUAUAUUAUAUGUAAGGUCAUGUUAUAUGGUGUGUCAAGCAAGACUUAGUAAUGUAUAUAUGUAAAACCAUGCUAUGUUGUUUGUACAGGAGUUGGUAAUUUGUGUUAUGCCAUGCUAUGUUGGGUGUAUGGAAAGGAGGAGUUAGUAUAAUUUGUGUGUUUCACCAUGCUAUCUUGCAUGUGUAUACAGGAGUUAAUAAUUUGUUAUGCUAUGCUGUGUGGUGUAUGUACAGGAUUUGGUAAUUUGUGACACAAUGUUGUGUUUGUAUGUGCAGGAGUUAGUAAUUUGUGUUACACCUUGCUGUUGUGUAUAACAGGAGUAGUUGGUAAUGUGUGUGUUAUGCCAUGCUAUUUUAUAUGUUUGUAAAGCAAAUUGGUGUUAUUGCAAUGAAUGACUAGUAAAUUCUUUGUCAGUACAUUAGACAUAAAUCCUGCUGACAGAUUUAUGUGACUACAUUAACAUUCUGUUACAGCUCUGUGAUAGUUGGAACACUGAAAAAACAAAAAAUUUUUUUAUAACUAAUCGUUGGUAAAGGUUGUAUUUGGCAUUGUCUAGCUAUUGGCUGAAGUAGGAAUAAACCAAAACCAAAUUCAAAUUGUUGUGACUAUACUGUUAUAAAUGUUACAUACCUUCAUAAGAUUCAUAAGAUGGUAAUUUAUAGGUACAAUAGAGAGAUGUAAUUAAUAUUGCUCUAUUAUGAAGAGGAUGAACAUAUGCCUUCAUAUUUUAUUUUGUACAACCUGUGUGUGUGUGUAUAUAUAUUUUAUUUAUAUGUGUGUGUGUGUGUGUGUGUGUGUGUAAAUUAUUGCUCUUAGUCAUUCAAUGUGUGUUAAAUCAUAAACAUGUUUCGUGCAACAUUUGUGUGCUCUAUGUUAUAGCUUCGUGUGUUACUCCUGGUGCUGCUGAAUCAUAUACACAUUUUUUACAAUAUAUAUGCCAUGUCAAAUAUAUACUGUAUAUAAAUGAUACCCAUGGAGAUACUGAAUCACUUCUGUACAUACUGAUAUAUUUAUUGGACAUGAAUCACAGGCAUAUACUUGAUACACAUUGUGUUAGUGGGUACUUCACGAGUUACUCAUAAGGCCUACUGAAUCACACAUACACAUUUUAAAGAUUUUUUAUUGGAUAAAUUAUAUUUUUAGUUAUCACCCAGAAACUUUUUUUUAUAAGCUUAAUACCAUAAUAAAUAUUAAUGUACUGAUUGCUGAUCUCCAAAGGAAAAUUUGCACCUAUUUUGACUUUAGUGUGUAUAGUGUAUUAUAGUAAUUGUAUCCAACCUGUCUUCCUUGGAAUGUGUGCACUUAGGAACUUUUGAAAGAAUGUGUGAAAAACAAUGUUUUCCAUCUUAAUCCACUUCACUUUGUUAGUUUAGGUUAAAUUAGUAUAAUGUAUAUUAAUCAAAAGUAACUAUUUGUAAAAGAUAUUAAAACAAUUCCUGGCCAGGAGGUAUGUUAUCUUAAGUAAGGGUGGCCACAUAGACUGGAAAGAUGUUUGGUAACAAACAGUAAAGUUGGAAAACCAAUCUUGUCUUCCUUGGGAAACUUUUUUUUUUUUUUCGUGUUUUGUAAAUUGUUACAAGUGCACAUAUUCUUAAUAAGAUGGUGAGUUGUUGUAUUUUCUGUUUAUAAGGUGCCAGUACUUCAUUAUGGUAGUGAAGAGAAAAUUUUCAUAUUUCAUGUAUUUGAAACAAUAAUCACAAGACAAUAUUCUGUUAUAAAGUCUCAAAAAUGAAAGAAUUCUAAGUGUUACAUUAAACCUACACCAGCUUCUAUUUUUCAAACUUUCAGAUAUUUUCAAAACUAAUGACUAAUUUUUCUCAUCAAUUAUGAA
Cherax quadricarinatus is the source of this 25743-nucleotide messenger RNA. The record is from RefSeq and is a predicted model, not a curated record. Lineage: Eukaryota; Metazoa; Arthropoda; Malacostraca; Decapoda; Parastacidae.